Epithele typhae is the source of this 909-nucleotide messenger RNA. RefSeq lists its product as uncharacterized. Bases 1 to 909 code for a protein of 302 amino acids. The transcript has a single exon. The record is from RefSeq and is a predicted model, not a curated record. NCBI's taxonomy places the organism in Eukaryota, Fungi, Basidiomycota, Agaricomycetes, Polyporales, Epitheliaceae.
AUGAUCCGAAUGAACCCAGUAAUCACCCUACCCCCCAACGAGUACCUGCACCGUCACCUCGCAGAAUUCGUCGCAUUCCACCUCGUCACCCUCCGAGAGAUCGCCGUCGCGACCGCCGUCAAUUGCGGCCCCCCGGAUGUCAUCUUCGACGAGCCGCACCUCAUCGUCGUCGAGCUCGCGUACUGCAACCUCCCCUUCCAGCCCGCGCGCGUCCCCAACCCCGCGCGCACCUUCCUCGUCCGCACCGCCUUCCCCGUCCACGUCUCGAGCCCCGCGGUCGCGAGCAACCCCGCGCUCGUGCGCCAGUGCACGGACGCGCACAGCGGCCUCCACAGCCUCCCGCGCCCGGACGUCGCCGGCGUCAUCCCCGUCCUCUACAGCGCCCUGCCCGUCGACGGACGCAUCCACAUCCACUGCCCGGCCCAGAUCGAGCGGGUCCCGAUCCCCCGCGCGGCGUGGACGCGCUCGGUCGAGGCCCGCCGCGCCGCGCUCGCGCGCUCCGUGCGGUACAUCGAGAUGGGCGUCGUCGCGCGCGCGGCGCCGCCGGUCGCGCCCGACGGGACGCUCAUCCAUCGCGUGCUGGGGUUCAUGGUGCGCAUGCCGGUCGGGCUCGCGGGCGGGGUGCCGGACGGGGUGGCGCCCGACCGGCGGUGGGCGUGGCGGCCGUUCUGGCGCGACGGGGACGAGGAGGCGGGGGAGUGGGCGCGCGGGAACUGGGCGGAGCGGUACGCGCUGCUGGCGCGGUUGAUGGAGGAGGUCGAGCCGCGGACGGAGAGCGGGUCCGAGCCCGGCUCGAGCGCGGGGUCGGAGGAGGUGGGAUCGGUGGAGGACGCGUAUGCGGACAUUGAACUCGUUGACGGCGAGUUGGGGCUGGACUUGAGCGUGAUACGCUACCAUCGUUCGAUCUAG